Molecule: messenger RNA, 1758 nt
Organism: Sesamum indicum (sesame)
Lineage: Eukaryota; Viridiplantae; Streptophyta; Magnoliopsida; Lamiales; Pedaliaceae
Product: Syntaxin/t-SNARE family protein
Biological process (GO): Golgi vesicle transport
Cellular component (GO): membrane
Source: RefSeq, a predicted model, not a curated record
UACUUUUUCCCCACACUCAGCUGCACGCUAACAUAAUUUAAUGUUAUGUUGAAAGGAGACCUAAUCCAGAAGGGAAAAAGAAAAAACGGAAAAAGAAAACCGCCCCCUUUUUUUUUUUGAUCGAAUGUUUUAUUUUUGAUUUGUUAUCUCAAUGUUUUGAAUGUUUCGAUCCAUUUGUUGUGGCCAUAGAUUGAUCAGCGAGCUACGGUUUUGUUUUUGUUGUUAUCGUGCAUAUUUGGUGUCGCCAUUGUGAUUUUUGGCUCUGAUUUGUGUAUUUAAUUUGAGGGCCUGUAAUUGUUUGGGGAGAAAUGGCAUCAAGUUUUGAUAGAUGGGAAAAAGAUCCGUUUUUCUCUGCUGCGGAGGAAGUUCAGGAAUCUGCCGACAGGAUGGAAUCGACUUAUAGAACAUGGAUUCAUGCAAAGAAGGAUGCCCUUGGCGCUUGGAAUUUGGAUGAGCUCCGGAGAGAUCUCCAAACAACCCUUGGCACUACCAAGUGGCAGCUGGAAGAAUUCGGGCGUGCUGUGAGAUCAAGUUAUACCAGUAGUAGUUCAGGUGAUGAUGCAAAAGAUAGGCAUCAUGAUUUCAUAAUUGCAAUCGAGGAUCAAAUAAUGAAAGUUGAAAGUACUUUAAAUGAACCGGCAGUAUCACAAGGGAAGCCACCAUUGCCUUGGGUGCGAUUAGAUGAAGGUGAACGAAAUGAGCUUGCGAUGUUUCUAUCAGGAAAACCAUCACAUUCCACAAAUAAAACCUUGGGAAAAGUUCAUGGUAAUAACCAGGGAGUGGAAAGCUCGCAAGAAGCUGAUCGGAUUAUGAUGAAUGAGUGUUCGAGGAGUUCAUCGAAUUUGGUUGAGUUGGAUGGGGUGGAGGCUAAGGAGGAGAAGUUUCCAGGGCAUCGUAGAACAGCUAGUGCUAGUGCUGAAAUUGGCUCCUGGAAGAUUGUAGUGGCUGAUGAUGCUUCGCCACAUGAGUCAUCCAGUGUAAGACCUGAUCCACCACCUCGAAAGAUACCCAGUUUUUCAGGGUUUUUAAAUACCAUGGAAUCAUCCAUGUCUCAAUUGAAGUGGUCAAAGAAUGGUUACAAGAAAUUAAAGCUCACAGACCGGCAUGAAGAAGCUGAUAGUACAUUACCCAGAUCUCAGAAUUUGACUAGAGGCAUCAACAUAUGCUACGAAAAGAGUAAGAGUUGUCUUGAUGGUUGUGAUGAUUAUGACAAGCAACUGUAUGGUUGGUAUGGUACCAUCCAGAGACAACUUCAGAGGUCGCAAUAUCAUGUGCAAUAUAGUCGACCUGUUCAAGUUGUGUUCUCCAUUAUUCUCCUCCUUUGCUUGCUUGUUUUAUUGGCUCUGCGUGCAAUCUGAGAAGGAGAUUGUUUAUUCAUUCUGAUUGCGCAAUUCAUCUAAGGUUAAAAUUGGACGGUUGCUAUCUUGUUCCUUAUCACCUGACUUAGAUAGGUGCUUUGUUGUCUUCAUAGAAUGACUUUUAUGGAUAACUGUAAUUUGGUUUUGAGGACUGCACCAUACCUGCUCUGUUAACACCCAUCAGCAGUCCCAACAACCUGGUUUUCUUGCUUCCAGGUUUUGUAGUUCUUCUGGUAGCCAAUAAGCUUUGUUUGUACUACCGUAUCCACUUGGGAAAGGCUUACACAAUGUUCUGUUGUAUUUUCCGCACUUCAUCCCUAUAAAAUAUCCUUUCUCCCCAUUGUAUUCAGCUGCCGUUGCACCAUGUUAGUUGUAACAUUAAUCUUGGUAGCUUUUUCCA